Messenger RNA from Mauremys reevesii (Reeves's turtle), 2536 nucleotides. RefSeq names its product protein phosphatase 6 catalytic subunit (gene PPP6C). Gene Ontology annotation, cellular component: cytoplasm. The record is from RefSeq and is a predicted model, not a curated record. The transcript is spliced from 7 exons. Lineage: Eukaryota; Metazoa; Chordata; Testudines; Geoemydidae. Gene Ontology annotation, biological process: peptidyl-serine dephosphorylation; G1/S transition of mitotic cell cycle. Gene Ontology annotation, molecular function: protein serine/threonine phosphatase activity. The coding region runs from base 162 to 1079 and encodes 305 amino acids.
CGGUCCCUGGGUAGAACGGACUGACAGUUCCGGCUUCCUCCCCCAUCGGAGGGGGCUGCCCGGCGCUCGCCCCGGAAGUUCCCCUCGUUUCCGGCGUGUGGCCGCGGCAGAGGGGCUUUACCGCCCCGGAAGUUGCCGGCCCCCCCAGCUGCUCUGCUAAGAUGGCGCCUCUGGACCUGGAUAAGUACGUUGAGAUUGCGCGGCUCUGCAAGUACCUGCCUGAGAACGACCUCAAGCGCUUAUGUGAUUAUGUGUGUGAUCUACUGCUGGAAGAGUCAAAUGUGCAGCCAGUAUCUACACCAGUUACAGUUUGUGGCGAUAUACAUGGACAGUUUUAUGACUUAUGUGAACUGUUCAGAACUGGAGGUCAGGUUCCUGACACAAACUACAUAUUUAUGGGUGACUUUGUAGACAGAGGUUACUAUAGUCUUGAGACUUUCACCUACCUUCUUGCACUAAAAGCUAAAUGGCCUGAUCGUAUCACACUCUUGCGAGGGAAUCAUGAGAGCAGGCAGAUAACACAAGUAUAUGGAUUUUAUGAUGAGUGCCAAACCAAAUACGGAAAUGCAAAUGCCUGGAGAUACUGUACCAAAGUCUUCGAUAUGCUCACAGUAGCAGCUUUAAUAGAUGAGCAGAUUCUCUGUGUACAUGGUGGCCUAUCUCCUGACAUCAAGACACUGGAUCAAAUUCGAACCAUUGAACGCAAUCAAGAAAUUCCUCACAAAGGAGCAUUUUGUGACCUUGUCUGGUCUGAUCCAGAGGAUGUUGAUACCUGGGCAAUUAGUCCCCGAGGAGCAGGCUGGCUGUUUGGUGCAAAGGUCACAAAUGAGUUUGUUCAUAUCAACAACUUAAAACUCAUCUGCAGAGCACAUCAGCUAGUGCAUGAAGGCUAUAAAUUCAUGUUUGAUGAGAAGUUGGUAACAGUAUGGUCUGCUCCAAAUUACUGUUACCGUUGUGGAAAUAUUGCAUCAAUCAUGGUCUUUAAAGAUGUAAAUACAAGAGAACCAAAGUUAUUUCGUGCAGUUCCAGACUCAGAACGUGUAAUUCCUCCUAGAACAACUACACCGUAUUUCCUUUGAGAUCUUUUCCCAUCCUGCUGUUUCCCCAUUUCCUUGUACCAUCCCUCUAUACUUUUUAUUGAGCACUUUGCUGCUGAAAUGCUGCCUCUUGCCUUUUUUUAUUUUUAAAUUAUCUAAAUGUAUUAUGGUGUCUGUAGCAGUGUCUCAAUUUCCUCCCUCCCUCCCCCCCCCACAUGCCCUCCCUCAUUUGAGAAUGCUUGUGAAAUGUCUGACAUUUAUUUAUCCUGCUGCAUGUAGUUCUUGCAUAUGUCUGUUUUUAGGUUAAACAUUUUCCCUUUACAAAAAAAAUCAUAAUACAUUGGAACUAUUUUGGUCCCAUUAUAUCAUUCAACUUUUUGUUUGGUAAGUUUUAAGAAAUUUCAGCAGCAAAGUUAUUACCUAGUGUGCACGAUGGGACUGUAAAUGCGUUUGUGUUGUGUACACAUGUCUGAGAUGUAAAAUUGAAUCGUCCUUGUUAGAUCUUGUUUUAAGUGAAUACAAAAGCGGUCUAAAGGGCUGUCUCUUCUCCUCCCCCCCCACCUUUUUUUAGGAUUCCAAUAAAAAAUACAAAAAACUGCUACAGCUAUUGAAUUUGUACAUUAUAAUAAUUGUUCUGAUUUUUCAGAUACCUUGUAUUUUUAAUAAAGUCAUAUCUUAAAUAAAACCCACCUAGGUUAAAUAUUGCAAAUAAAAAUCCUACUUUGUUGAUGUGAGCAUGUCUUUUUUCCCCUACUCAAUAAGAACUACUUAACCUUUUGGCUAUCAAGUAUAGAACUGACCUUUGUUUUAACAAUAGUGGUUUUUGGAAGCAAUCCUUGAGAGAGGUUCUCUUCUGAAAAGUGACUGUGUAGAAAUGACAUGAUUCAGUACAUCUGCUCCUUGUAUAGAUGAGUCAUUUACUCACUAAAAUAAGUUACUGCUUGUCAUUCCUGUUAGUUGCAGAGUCAGUACAACUGCAGGAGACUUGAGCUUGGUCCAGUUCUUGCUUUGCAAAUCAACAAAAUUGUUAAACCAUGUUCUGACUGUAAUAUCUUACACUAUUUCUGGAUUCAACACCAAUCUUGACUUGUAGAUGGCUGAAAGGUGGAGGGAUAGGAGGGAUACUUGUAAACCAAGUGGAUUUGAUGUAGAAGUCAAUGAGAAACAGGGAAGUCCACAAAUCCACUUUUACAGUUACUUAUCAGAGAACCAAACUUCACUGUUUGUGCUUAAAAUACCUAAUUACAUAUUGAAAUUUUGGUAAAAGCCUCUGUAGUAAGAUUGCAGUGUUAAAUAUCUGUAAUUGUCAGCACAGAUUCAACAAGUGAAAAGUGAUACACAGUUGGCAAUGGAUAACCUGCUACCUACCAAAGAAAACUUGAGAUUUUAUUUUAAUGUAGUAGAUGUAUAGUUCUGGAGUGCAAGUAGAAACAUUUCUGAAUCCAAGACUUGUCUUGAAACAAUCUGCUCAAUUUUUUGGAUAGGUGAUUUAAAAAAAA